GAUGACGUCGACAGCGCCAAGUGAAUGCGGCGCGAGCGUCGAUGAGGUUUGCGGAUGUUUCUGCAUGUGCACGCGCGUCGCUCAGCUGACAAACACGGCAAGGUUGCAGCAGCAGUGGGCCGAGAGGACAGACUGUCCCAGGCUAUCAUGGAUGACAGCUCCUCACUGGGCAGAGUGAGCGACUCCACUGAAUCUGUGUCAACCGUCACCAGUGAGGAGUUUGUGCUGGUGCAGCCAACCGCUGAGGGUUCGCCCUCCAGCUCUGAGGGGAAGCCCCGACUAAAGAUGUCGUGGAAUGGAAGUGAGCAGUUGGAGCGGGCGAUGGAGGAGCUGCUGGAUGAUGUAGGUGAUGGACCAGGAGUUGCAGAGGAUGGAGGAGGUUCAGGGACUCCUGCAGCCCUCAACUCUCAGAUCAGACCACCCAGUCUGGCUCUAGACACAGCUUCUCAUGAAGCCUCAGUGGGAGUUUUGGGGACUAUUGCAGUGCAAGAGGAAGACAGCGUACAGUUCAGCAAACUCUCCUAUCUGGGCUGCACCUGGGUGAAGGCCCCUCGUAAUGAAACGGAGGCCCAGAAGGCCAUGGCCACCUUGCAGGCAGAAAGUGCCAUCCCCAUCCCUGUCACCCUGCAUGUGCCCAUUGGUCCAGAUGGUUGCUUCCGGAUUGUCGACCAGGCCACUGGAACAGAGAUUGCUUCCUUUCCUAUUUACAAGGUGUUGUUCUGUGCUCGGGGACAAGAGGGCACUGUCGAGAGCGACUGCUUUUCCUUCACUGAGAGUUACCGCAGCUCUGAGGACUUUCAAAUCCACGUCUUUUCCUGCCAGAUCAAAGAGGCUGUUAGUCGAAUUCUCUAUAGCUUCUCAACAGCUUUCAAGCGUUCGUCAAAAUCUGCCACAGACAUGAGAGACUCAACACUGCCUCUUUCACCCGAUAGCGAUAUUUUCACCUUCACCAUUUCUCUUGAAGUGAAAGAAGAGGAUGGAAAAGGAAACUUCAGCCCAGUCCCUAAAGACAGAGAUAAGUAUUACUUCAAGUUGCGGCAGGGUUUGCAGAAAAAAUUGGUGGUCACCGUUCAGCAGAUGACCAAUAAUGAGCUGAUAAUUGAGAGGUGCUUCGGGAUGUUACUCAGUCCAGGUCAGAACGUUCGCAACAGCGACAUGCACCUUCUCGACAUGGAGUCUAUGGGGAAAAGUGCUGAUGGGAAGGCAUAUGUGAUCACUGGCACCUGGAACCCAAACAUUCUGGAUUUCCCGCCACUCAACGAAGACACACCAAAAGACAAGCAUGUGUACAUGACUGUAGCUGUGGACCUGGUGGUGACUGAGGUCUUGGAACCUGUGCGGUUCCUCAUGGAGGCGCUAGUGAGGGUCUACCCAGCUAAUGAGAGGUUCUGGUAUUUUAGCAGGAAGGCCUUUUCUGAGACCUUUUACCUCAAGCUCAAACAGGGCACAGGGAAGGGCAGCCAGGGAGAUGCCAUGUAUGAAGUGGUAAGCCUGCAGAAGCACACAGAGUGUGCAGCUGGAACACGUGGCCGCCUGCAGUCUCCCACUGAGGAAGAGGAACCAGAGGAAGAUAGUGACAGUGAAAUCUCUAGUGGGACUGGAGACGUGUCGAAGGACUGUCCCGAGAAGAUUCUGGAAUCCUGGGGAGGAAUCCUCAACAGAUGGCACGCAAACCUGUCGGCACGGCCCAAGGGCCUGUCUGCUCUGGUGAAGCCUGGGAUCCCGGAGGCCUUACGAGCUGAAGUUUGGCAGCUCCUGUCUGGCUGCCCCAACGAUCAGGCUCUGCUAGAGCUCUACCGCAUUCUCAUCACUAAGGACUCCGCCCAGGAAGCGGUCAUUACCCGAGACAUCCAUCGCACCUUCCCGGCUCACGACUACUUCAAAGACUCAGGUGGUGAUGGCCAAGACUCUCUCUACAAGAUCUGCAAGGCCUACUCUGUCUAUGACGAGAAGAUCGGCUAUUGUCAAGGCCAAUCAUUUCUGGCGGCUGUAUUACUGUUACAUAUGCCCGAGGAGCAAGCCUUCUGUGUGCUAGUGAAGAUCAUGUACAACUACGGUCUUCGAGAGCUCUACAGAAAUAACUUUGAAGAUCUUCACUGCAAGUUCUACCAGCUAGAGCGCCUGCUGCAGGAGCAGUUGCCGGACCUGUGGUCUCACUUCCAGGAUCUGAACCUGGAGGCCCAUAUGUACGCAUCCCAGUGGUUCUUAACACUUUUUACAGCCAAGUUCCCUCUCUGCAUGGUCUUCCAUAUCACCGACCUGCUCCUGUAUGAGGGGUUGAACAUCAUCUUCAAUGUGGCUCUGGCUCUUCUUAAGACAUCCAAGGAAGACCUGCUUCAGGCCGACUUUGAGGGUGCCCUAAAAUUUUUCCGCGUCCAGCUCCCAAAACGCUACAGGGCAGCAGAGAAUGCCCGGCGCCUUAUGGAGCAGGCCUGCAAUAUCAAGGUGCCAACAAAGAAGCUCAAGAAGUUUGAGAAGGAGUAUCAGUCUCUGAGAGAGAGCCAGUUACAACAGGAAGACCCCAUAGACCGAUAUCAGAGAGAAAACCGCCGUUUGCAGGAGGCCAGCAUGCGUCUGGAGCAGGAGAAUGACCAUCUUGCUCAUGAACUGGUAACCAGCAAGAUAGCACUAAGGAAUGACCUGGACCAGGCGGAGGACAAAGCAGACGUUUUGAACAAAGAAUUGCUCAACACCAAACAGCGUCUAGUAGUGACAGAGGAGGAGAAGAGAAGACAAGAGGAGGAGACGGCCCAGUUAAAGGAAGUUUUCAGAAGAGAGUUGGAGAAAGCCGAGUUAGAGAUAAAGAAGACCACAGCCAUCAUAGCUGAAUAUAAGCAGAUAUGUUCACAGUUAAGUACCAGGCUGGAAGAGCAGCAGGCAUCUACAAAAGAGGAACUGGAUAUAGUCAAGGCUAAAGUGAUGGCGUGUGAGCGCUGUAGGGAAGUGUUCAGCAAAGAUGGACCCUUGCAGAUGCCAGCGGUGACUCAAGACAACCGGGACUCUGACCUGGAUGAGGAAAAGGACUCGCUCAAGGCCCAGCUCAGAGAGCUUGAACUGGAGCUGGCCCAAACCAAACUCCAGCUGGUGGAAGCCAAGUGCAAAAUCCAGGAGCUGGAGCAUCAGAAAGGAGUUUUGAUGACUGAGGUCCAAGCUGCCAAAAACUCCUGGUUUAGUAAAACACUGGGCUCCCUCAAGAAUUCAGCCAGUAACCAGUCACCCACCUCACCCAAAGAGGGCCAGUUGGACUCGCCAAGGACUUAACCAAUGAAGUAGCCGGGCCUAUUUGAGAAGAAAACAACCUCUAAUGAACACUACUAGCAACACAACACGGCAAUGCAGUAUUCCCUCAUAUGCAGUAACUUGUGCAUGAAUCGGUGAGCAACAUGAACAAACAGCUCCAUCCAGACUGUAAGAUCAUUAGUUAGACACAAUUAAGCUAGCUUCCUUAACUAGGUGCAGAGUCUUAGAAGUAACUUAUAAUGGUUCUAAUAUUACUGGUCAUUUGGAUGCUGGAUCUUCAUCACCAUCAUUGAUUGCAUCUGUAACUGAGUGGCAGUGGACCUAGUGGAUAAAGACAGUACUACAGUUAUAAUUAAAGAUAGUAAACAAAAAAUUUUGUUCUAGCACCCAAAUACAUAAGAAAUGGCCUUUAGACCACAAGUUUAAGGGAAAAAGCCUUCGUUUUGUUGUCUUUUGGUUGUUUUCUCAUGGGAUACUGCAUUUUGCUACAAGUAAAUAUAAAUCGCUAAACUUUAUUGCCGUUUUUCUAUAUAGAAAUAAUAAAUGUAAUUGUUUUGUCAUAUGUGUGUAUAAUUAAAUGUUGAUUUUUAUUUUAAUCUUGUACAGUUCUGAAAGAGAAGUGCACUAUUAUUUUGUACAAUUUUUGAAUAUGAAUGUCAUCUUUAUAUAUGUCAAAUACUUAAAAGCACAGAAUCAAUAAUUGACCAUGUAUCCGUCCUUUCUCACUUUCCCGUUGCCAUGGGCUGUUUUAUGAAUCAGUCCAGCCAAGCAACUCACAGUAACCAGGGUUAGUAGGGAUUUUGCUUGAGAUUGCUUGACAUUGCAGUGGCCAAACAACAUUGACCUGCCAAGUCCUUAUUUUAUAAACCAACAGUUAAUAGGUACAGUUGAAGUCAGAAAUUUACAUAUACCUUAGCCAAAUACAUUUAAACUCAGUUUUUCACAAUUCCUGACAUUUAAUCUUAGAAAUCAUUCCAUGUCUUAGGUGAGUUAGGAUCACUUCUUUAUUUUAAGAAUGUGAAAUGUCAGAAUAAUAGUAGAGAGAAUUAUUUAUUUCAGCUUUUAUCUCUUUCAUCACAUUCCCAGUGGGUCAGAAGUUUACAUACACUUUGUUAGUAUUUGGUAGCAUUGCCUUUAAAUUGUUUAACUUGGGUCAAAUGUUUUGGGUAGCCUUCCACAAGCUUCUCACAAUAAGUUGCUGGAAUUUUGGCCCAUUCCUCCAGACAGAACUGGUGUAACUGAGACAGGUUUGUAGACCUCCUUGCUCGCACACGCUUUUUCAGUUCUGCCCACAAACGUUCUAUCAGAUUGAGGUCAGGGCUUUGUGAUGGCCACUCCAAUACCUUGACUUUGUUGUCUUUGAGCCAUUUUGCCACAACUUUGGAGGUAUGCUUGGGGUUAUUGUCCAUUUGGAAGACCCAUUUGCAACCGAGCUUUAAAUUCCUGGCUGAUGUCUUGAGAUGUUGCUUCAAUAUAUCCACAUAGUUUCCCUCCUCAUGAUGCCAUCUAUUUUGUGAAAUGCACCAGUCACUCCUGCAGCAAAGCACCCCCACAACAUGAUGCUGCCACCCCCAUGCUUCAUGGUUGGGAUGGUGUUCUUCGGCUUGCAAGCCUCACCCUUUUUCCUCCAAAUGUAACAGUGGUCAUUAUUGCCAAACAGUUCCAUUUUUGUUUCAUUAGACCAGAGGACAUUUCUCCAAAAAGUAAGAUCUUUUUCCCCAUGUGCACUUGCAAAUUGCAAUCUGGCUUUUUUAUGGCGGUUUUGCAGCACUGGCUUCUUCCUUGCUGAGCAGCCUUUCAGGUUAUGUCAAUAUAGUACUCGUUUUUCUGUGGAUAUAUAUACUUGUCUACCUGUUUCCUCCAACAUCUUCACAAGGUCCUUUGCUGUUGUUCUGGGAUUGAUUUGCACUUUUCGCACCAAACUACGUUCAUCUCUAGGAGACAGAAUGCAUCUCCUUCCUGAGCGGUAUGAUGGCUGCGUGGUCCCAUGGUGUUUAUACUUGCAUACUAUUGUUUGUACAGAUGAGCGUGGUACCUUCAGGCAUUUGGAAAUUGCUCCCAAGGAUGAACCAGACUUGUGGAGGUCCACAAUUUUGUAUGAGGUCUUGGCUGAUUUUUUUUGAUUUCCCAUGAUGUCAAGCAAAGAGGCACUGAGUUUGAAGGUAGGCCUUAAAAUACAUCCAAAGGUACACCUCCAAUUCAGAACACCGCCUAUCAAAAGCUAAUUGGCUAACUGUCUAAAGUCUUGACAUAAUUUUCUGGAAUUUUCCAAGCUGCUUAAAGGCACAGUUAACUUAGUGUAUGUAAACUUCUUUCACACUGUAAUUGUGAUAUAGUCACUUAAAAGUGAAAAAUCUGUCUGUAAGCAAUUUUUGGACAAAUUACCUGUCAUGCACAAAGUAGAUGUCCUAAACGACUUGCCAAAACUAUAGUUUGCUAAUAUUAAACCUAAGUGUAUGAAAACUUCUGACUUCAACUGUAAAUAGGCCUAUAGGCUGCUUAAUGACAGAUGCCAUGCAGAAAUCACAAACAUAUUAAGACUUAAAGAGAGAGUUCACCCAAAAAUUAGAAGUCACAGUGACUUCAAAGCCAUAUUCCGUCAGUGUAGGACAAUUUAAUUUCUUCUGAUAUUUGUCAAAAUGUCCAUAUUAAUGUCUCUCACUGGUCCUCUUAUAAAGUGUUGUAUAUUUCAUUAGCGUAGUGUAAUUUCAAAUCUGCAUGGCACUUAUGCACUAACAAGUCAUCCAUAUUGUUAACAAGCUUUAUUUACAUUAUAUUUGUCUACUAUUUUGUCAUUUCUGAGACUGUGAUUUAAAGAUGCCAAACUAAUUAUAGAAAUUACGAAAGACAAUGUCAGUUUAAUAUUAACUAAUAAUAUCAAGUGCUGUUCUGUAGUUUAUACAGACUGCUACAGGUGUUUUUAUAAUGAAGUAUAUGGGACAGAAUACAUUCCUUCUGUGUCCUGGACAUUUACAAGUGUGAGUCAGGUUUAUUGUCGGUUCAUCAGUUUCACUGUUUCAGCCUGCUGAUGUCAUCUGUCUAGUAACUAUCUGAAAGUGAAUCUCUGAUUCUUGGUCCUUAACAUGUUUGACCACAAGACUGCUUCAUUUGUUUCACACCUUUUGUUAUUUCAAUAAACAGUAACGGUAUUCCCCA
Myxocyprinus asiaticus (Chinese sucker) is the source of this 6396-nucleotide messenger RNA. Its product is annotated as rab GTPase-activating protein 1-like. NCBI's taxonomy places the organism in Eukaryota, Metazoa, Chordata, Actinopteri, Cypriniformes, Catostomidae. The transcript is spliced from 26 exons. The coding region runs from base 55 to 3261 and encodes 1068 amino acids. The record is from RefSeq and is a predicted model, not a curated record.